This is a messenger RNA of Stylophora pistillata, 1223 nucleotides long. RefSeq lists its product as uncharacterized. NCBI's taxonomy places the organism in Eukaryota, Metazoa, Cnidaria, Anthozoa, Scleractinia, Pocilloporidae. The record is from RefSeq and is a predicted model, not a curated record.
GACUUAGAUCUUAUCGAUCCGGCCGAGUGCAAAGCCGAGUUUCGCGUUGAGAAAAACGACCUGCCUCUUCUCUGCAAUGCGUUGAGGAUUCCCGAGACCAUCGAGUGCAGACAAGGGAGCAUUUGUGAUGGCAUGGAAGGGCUUUGUAUGCUUCUUCGUCGCCUUGCUUAUCCUUGCAGAUAUUCGGAAAUGAUAUCUCGGUUUCCCAGACCGGUGCCAGUGCUAAGUAUGAUCACCACAACUGUGAUGGACUAUGUUUAUCAACAACACUAUCACAGAAUCUCCCACUGGAACAGGUUUUUAUUAGACCCAAGGAAACUUGAACAGUAUGCAAUGGCAGUCUCACAGAAAGACAGUGCUUUGGACAACUGCUUCGGUUUUAUAGAUGGGACGGUUCGGCCAAUUUGCCGCCCUGGUGAAAAACAGCGCAUCAUUUAUAAUGGCCACAAAAGAGUGCAUGCACUCAAGUACCAGUCUGUGGUUGUGCCAAGUGGAAUGAUAGCUGUUAUGCAUGGUCCAUUCGAAGGUAAAAGACAUGAUGCUGGGAUGCUGCAUGAAUCAGGCUUAUAUGAUCUACUUGAGCAGCACGCAUUUUCAACCACUGGGCAGCAGAUGUGCUUAUAUGGGGAUCCAGCCUAUCCACUACGAGUCCAUUUACAAGGGCCCUUCAAACAUGCAAAUCUAACAGCCAAUGAACAUGCAUUCAAUCGUUCAAUGAGCGCAGUCAGAACCUCUGUUGAGUGGAUAUUCGGGGACAUAAUUAAUUACUUUAAAUUCCUUGAUUUCAAAAAGAACUUAAAACUUCAACUGAGUGCUGUAGGAAAGUACUAUCUUGUUGCAGCCAUUCUGAGAAAUGCUCUAACAUGCCUUUAUCCAAAUGAAACCUCAAAGUUUUUUGAUGUAGAACCACCAACUCUGGAUGAAUAUUUUUCAUAAGACUGAAACAUUGACCAGCACAUGUCAUGUAAAUAAAGUAGUUUAAUUGAAGACAUCACAGAAAACAGUAACUAUAUUUUUCUUAGGGAGUGUUCAUUAUUUAUGGAAUGUACUGGGUCACAAAAUUUUUCCUCUUCCUCUUUAUGGACUGUGAAAUUUUAGUGGGAAAACAAGUCAUAGUAAUAUAUAAUUCACAAAUAUUUGGAAGGGUAUCAAAAUUUUAUGUGCUGAACAAAACAGGCCAUGAAAAUGUUUAAACUUUUGUAAAUUACCUUCCAGACCCAGUA